This is a messenger RNA of Funneliformis caledonium, 204 nucleotides long. The record is from the annotation of a GenBank genome assembly. NCBI's taxonomy places the organism in Eukaryota, Fungi, Glomeromycota, Glomeromycetes, Glomerales, Glomeraceae.
AUGGUUCAUAAUGCUUCUGGAAUGCAUCAAAUCCCAAAUUGGGAAUUCUGGUGUAACACGUGGGAUUUCCUCAAGGACAUGUUUUUUAUAAUAAUGGCACAAUGUCCCGUUUUUAAACCAAGGAGAUCUGGAGGAAGAAAUUACAGGAAUUUGCCAAGAGAUGAAGAAAAUGUUUUGAUGGAAGACGAAUUUGAUGAGCAUUAA